Megalobrama amblycephala (Wuchang bream) is the source of this 1561-nucleotide messenger RNA. RefSeq names its product galactose-specific lectin nattectin-like. Lineage: Eukaryota; Metazoa; Chordata; Actinopteri; Cypriniformes; Xenocyprididae. Bases 141 to 644 code for a protein of 167 amino acids. The record is from RefSeq and is a predicted model, not a curated record. Gene Ontology annotation, molecular function: signaling receptor activity. The transcript is spliced from 7 exons.
CCCACAAUGUAGUGGAAGAAGAAUACAUCAAGAGUUCAAGAAAACAAGACACAUCUCUGAUAUACCAUCCAGCAGAAACACUCAGUUUGCUGUUCGGAGCAUAUUUCCUGAGUCAGAGUUCCAGUGUUCUCUGAGAAACGAUGGCGUUGUGGACUCUCUAUCUGUCUCUCGGUCUUCUGGUCGCUUUGAAUGCUUCAGCGGAAACAAGUUCUGUUGGAUUUAAACAUUGUGGCACCUGUCUGGCAGGAUGGACUUCCUAUGGAUGCAGAUGCUUCAAGUUUUUCAAUGUCCAAUACAGGUGGAUUUCAGCCGAGUAUCUGUGUUUGGCCUAUGGUGGGAACCUUGCUUCUGUACACAGCCAUGCUGAGUACGUGUUCAUAAAGAACCUGGUUAGACAAACAACUCUUGCAUCAACACGUGCCUGGAUCGGAGGCCAUGAUGCUGUUGAGGAGGGAAAAUGGCUCUGGAGUGAUGGAAAAAGAAUGAACUAUCAAAUAUGGUCUCCUGGAAAUCCCAGUAAUUAUCUGGAAAAGAGCACUGCCUUGAGAUCAACUAUGACAAUGGCAACUGGAAUGAUGACAACUGUUCUGUACAGAAGCCCUUUGUGUGUGCGAAAUGAACCAGCAUGUGAAGAAUCAAUGUAGAAGAAACAAGCUACUUUGAUUCAUUUACUUUCCAUUAGAAAUGUUCAAUGGAGGUUAAUAAAUGUGUUAAAAAAAAGGUUAAUUUUGUUAAUUAUGUUUGAUUUUUUUGUGAAAGAUAAGUUAAACAUCCUUUUAUAAUCAUCACUCCACGGUCUCUCUCUUUUCACACAAACACAACUUAGAAAAUGUCUGCCAACAAUAAAACAACAACAAAAACAAACAAACAAACAAAAACAUGCAGAUUAGAAAUAAAUAAUUAAUUAAAAAGUCAAAUGAUAACUUGAAAAAGUUAGUCACCAAAUAUAUUAAUGGCACUCUUAUUUUGUGUCUUAUAUCCUGUACCUUCAAUUAAUGUCAAGUACUUUCUCCUAAACCAAGUAGUCUAUAUGAUAUAUAAACAUUUUUUUUUUUUUUUUCAUAUGCUGCAACUUUCCCCAAUUCUGUAACAGGAGUUGAAAUAUGAUUGACAGCUUGCCCACCCUGUCAGAUCCAGGGAAAUAAUUUUUUUUUUUUUUUUAUAAAACAAUUUUCUAGCGUUUAAUAUUUCUUCAAUUAUUUUAAAUGUGAUUUGUCAUGCAUUAGAACUCUAUUGUAAUAUUAAUAAGAAUAUGCUAUUUUUUUUUACACUUAAGUGGGAUUUUAUUGAAUGAAUGAUAAAAACUAAAAUGAUCUCUCACAGCCUCAUUUUCAUUCACAUCAUCUUAAAUGGGCAACGGUAAAUGGCACAAGGAAUACUGCUAGAGAGGAAAGGUUAUUUUUUAAUUCAAGGAGCAAUAACAUACAGUGUCAUAUCAAGGAUCAAUAUCAAAAAGGAGAAAAGGAAAAAGAUAAAAAGACAAAUUACAACAAAUAGGGGGAAGUAAAUUUAAACAAGUUCAAUGCAAAAAUUGAAAAUAUACAUACAUACAUACAUACAU